AUGUACAACUCCCCUUUUUACCGUUGCAUUGAUGAGGUGAAUCCCAGUCUUUCACUCUCCAGUGUACGACACACGAUUCCCUACCCGUCUAUCACUCUGUGUGAGGACAUCUGUAAUACGAGUCAGCAUUUCAUUGUUAAGAAUACUUCGUGCCGUUGUGUUGAAUAUCCUAAUGUAACAGAUCCAGCUGUUAACGAUCUCUGUACUAUACCGUGUAAGGAUAUCCCGCCACUGGGACUAUAUUGCGGAGGGACAUCAACAUUCAAUGUGUUCAAAACUUAUAGAGAAACUGAGAUACUAAGCCAAGUUCCUUCACACAGCUGUGUGGUGCUAAACUGUGAGGACUCCCCACCCUCACUGAUUACAGUGAGUUGCAAUGAAAACUUACCCACAGUGGGCUAUGUGUCAAAUUCAAUAUAUGGUGAAACGGGAUUGCACAUUAACCAAACAGAAACUUGGGAAUUCUCUACAAACUAUUGUAAGGAGAGGAAUGAAUCGCUACCGUCGAGUGUAUCUCUCUGUAAUACUACCGGAUUACGUGGCGAACAACAUUGGAGUGGACUGGUACGAGUAGGGACAGCAGUAUCCAUUACAGACGGAAGUCAACCCGAUCCAUCAUCAGUGGUCGAGUUCAACUGUACACGCUGUGAAAACAGCACGUGUCGUUCUAUCAGCUGCAGCAGCAACCGUUCCGCUCUCUGUCAGAUAAAGAAUAUCAACAAUCAAAAAACCACAACGUUGUCAGCGAGCCACGCUACAUCUUUUAUCACUGAUCACGUGACGCCUUCAAAGAAUGACAAAAGCAAAAUCAAAUGUAUCAAUACACAGACAGUCGUGGCUGUUGUGAUCAGUCUGGUAGCCGUAUCCAUUUUUGUUGGCGUCACUUUCUUCUGUCUAAGAAAGAAAAUAUGUCACAAAGAUCAGGAUGGACCAAGAAGUGGAGAUGAUAGAAAACUAGUUACCUAUGACGAAAUACAGUUAACUGAACCCAAACUAAACACAAAUGGAAAUGCGAUUAAUGACAACUAUUCUGUACUAAAACCAGACCAGAAGAAUGUUAAAGAAGAAAAUCUGCAGGACAAUGAAUGUUAUGAUCAUGUAGAGGACAUCGACAAGGAGAAGGAUUAUACAAACUCUCAUUUAUACACAAACACAAAGCUUACUGCAGAACAGAAUGACAUGGGGGAAAACGAAGGUCAUUUGUAUAACCAAUUAUUAGAGAAAAACGCUGUACCGGUUGAAGAUCUACACAUUUACAGUCACAUGACACCAGGUGACUCCGGAUGAUGAUCAUGAAUAUAACAUUGCUAAAAACGAAGAUUUGAAGAUGGCCACGAACUAUGAUAAUGUGAUCCUUAAUGAAAAUAAUUCUUUAAUUCUCUUAAUUCUCUAAAUUCUUUAACGAAAAUAAUUCCAUAAUUCUUUAGAAAUACCGAGAUAUGGAAAGGAUCCCCGUGUGAUAUAAAGACAGAAAAAAUGUGCAUGUUAUUUUCUUUCCAAAUACUCUAACAUUGGUUAUAACACUUAAUUUAACGCUUCUCUUUGCCAUAUGACGGUCUCGGAGGGCGUCAUUAUACGCAUUUUUAUCAUGAGAUAACUAUUGCUUUGUGUCGCAUUAAAAUCAUAUUCAUGUUCUUGGCACACUCA
Ostrea edulis (European flat oyster) is the source of this 1647-nucleotide messenger RNA. RefSeq lists its product as uncharacterized. The transcript is spliced from 9 exons. The record is from RefSeq and is a predicted model, not a curated record. The coding region runs from base 1 to 1287 and encodes 428 amino acids. Lineage: Eukaryota; Metazoa; Mollusca; Bivalvia; Ostreida; Ostreidae.